Haliotis rufescens (red abalone) is the source of this 2599-nucleotide messenger RNA. Its product is annotated as leishmanolysin-like peptidase. Gene Ontology annotation, biological process: cell adhesion; proteolysis. The transcript is spliced from 17 exons. Bases 385 to 2382 code for a protein of 665 amino acids. Gene Ontology annotation, cellular component: cytoplasm; membrane. The record is from RefSeq and is a predicted model, not a curated record. Gene Ontology annotation, molecular function: metalloendopeptidase activity. Lineage: Eukaryota; Metazoa; Mollusca; Gastropoda; Lepetellida; Haliotidae.
UUCCUUUGUCAGGAAUGUUGAUGGAUCUGAGCUAGUGAAUCAUCGUCGCUCAUAAUGUGUUAUGAUUCCAUUGAAAUACCGCUAAACCAACCACAGAGCCGACAAUAAUAGGCGUUUGAACAUAUGCAUAGGUGUUAACUUUGAUCGUCAUGUUAAGAAGCGCGUAUUCUCACUGAAUUCCAGAGUACAGACGAAACUUUAACUGGUUGAUGAAUUGGAACCUGAUACCGUUUGUAUUUGGUAUCCAAGCCUUAUCGAAUUUGUUAGUGGUAUGAGAAUGGUUAGUGUUUUACAGCGUGUACUUGAAUCCUUGUGAUUUAGUAUGGCGUUGGGUUUUGAUGGACAUGAGAAGCUAUAGUCUACGUCGGACAACUGUCAUUUAUAAUGGAUGAAUUACAGAAGAGAUCGUGGCAUUUGACACUGACAGUGUUGUGGUGUUUGACAGCUCGGUACUGCUGUCAUGUCGUACCCUUGAACCAUCAGACAUGUGGCCAUUCAGCCUCAUCUACUCACCAGCACGAGGUGUUUUAUGACGUGAACAUCGAACCAGGCCAUGUGUUGAGAAAGCGCAGCGUGGACCAGCCUCUUAGGAUCCACCUUCAUUACGAUGACAGCCUACGGGAACUGCCAGACAAGCUCAGGAAACUAGUGCAGGAGACCGUCGUUGAGGCAGUUCAGUUCUGGCAGGACACUCUGAAAGUGAGAGGAACUGGUGCUCCGAUACGUUUGAGGAAGCAGUGCCACAGCCAGCGAGUGCGGUACAAUGACACGAGGGUGUACUGUGUGGGGGGCUGUGCCAGUCAGACAGUGUGUGGGGACAUCAUCAUCCCAGAGGAACACCUUGAGGGUUGCCAUUCCUGGGACCAGUCCACCUACCUGUAUGACCAUCAGACUGUGUCUGGCGCCGGCGUCAACAACACCGACUUCAUCCUGUACGUGGCGGCUGUGCACUCCCAGCGGUGCAAGCAGGGCAACACCAUUGCAUACGCAGCGCACUGCCAGCAGGAGCGAGUCCUUGAUAGACCAGUAGCUGGCUACUUCAGCAUCUGCCCCAAGUCCCUGUCUCUGGAGAUUCAGGAGAAAAUGCAGCUGCUGUCUACCAUGAAGCAUGAGAUUCUGCAUGCAUUGGGUUUUACAGCCGGCCUGUACGCCUUCUACCGAGAUCAGAACGGAGACCCACUCACUGACCGCAACCCCUUGUCACGCAAACCUUUUGGCUUCAACAGAAAGCUGGGCAUGUAUGUAUGGAGCACAAAUGUUGUGAAAAAAGUGAAACGGAAAAACUGGAAGUUGAAAACUGGGACUUUUGAGAAAGAUGCUAGAUUCAUAGUUACGCCCAAAGUGACAAAAGAGGUAAGGCGCCAUUUCAACUGCUCCACCCUGGAGGGAGCUGAACUUGAAGACCAGGGAAUUGAUGGGACGGCGCUAACACAUUGGGAAAAGAGAGUGUUUGAGAACGAGGCGAUGACCGGAGCAUAUACACAAAACUCAGUGAUUUCCCGCAUCACCCUAGCGAUGAUGGAGGAUACUGGAUGGUACCAAGUCAAGUACGAGAAUGCUGGAAAUUUCGAAUGGGGGAAAAACUUGGGCUGUGACUUUGUACAGAAAAGUUGUUACGAGUGGAUAGAGAUUAAACAACAAAGGCAUGAAAGCAUCUACCCAUACUGUGAGCAGGUGCGCCGCGGGGAGCUGUGGACGGACUGCUCCAACAACCGACACUCCGUGGCUCUGUGUAACCUUGUGGAGUAUAAAGCUGCUCUAGAACCUCGAUACCAGUACUUCUCAUACCUCAAAGGUGUAGCAACGCAGGAAGUAAAAAGAUUCGGAGGCUCAGUUAAACUUGCUGAUUAUUGUCCAUAUCUGCAGGAGUUCUCCUGGACCAGCAGCGAUAGAUCACUACGGGGGUCCAGCUGUAGAGCUUCCCAGAACAAUGUCGGGCCUGAAUCCAACUUCUUCGGGGAGAAGUAUGGCAAUGAUUCUAAAUGUUUUAACCAUGCGGACCGAUGGUACCUGCAGCGGUGCUACUCCAUGGACAGCCCCCAGCACAGCGGCAGCGGAUGCUACCAGUUCCACUGCAGCAGUGACAAUGGACUGAUAGUACAGGUGGCCAAGAAGUCAUAUCGCUGCUACCACCAAGGGCAGGUCCUGAAUGUGGAGUUUGUCUCCGAUAACUACCUGCACAAGGGCAGCAUUGUGUGCCCUACCUGCCAACACGUCUGUGAUGAGAGUGGCAUCACUUGCCCACCGGAUGAAGAGCUGCCACAAAUUCCUGUCCAAGUGGAUGCGCUCCAGGCACCGUGUGCUGCUGACAAACUGGACACAACAUGGCUCCUUGCCUCACUCCUCACAAGCAUUGUUUGCCUCCUUGUGGCUCAUAGCUGAGGCAAGCCUUCACUCUGGGUGUGUGACAGUAAAGACAAGUCGAUGCUCUGUCUCCUGAGUGACUCUGUGUGUCUCGCAUCAUAGACAAGUGUUCACUGUGUCUCUGUGUGUCUCGCAUCGUAGACAAGUGUUCACUGUGUCUCUGUGUGACUCACAUCAUAGACAAGUGUUCACUGUGUCUGUGUGUGUCUCGCAUCGUAGACAAGUGUUCACUGUG